This is a messenger RNA of Aspergillus sclerotioniger CBS 115572, 662 nucleotides long. RefSeq names its product cysteine-rich PDZ-binding protein. The record is from RefSeq and is a predicted model, not a curated record. The transcript is spliced from 3 exons. Bases 135 to 488 code for a protein of 117 amino acids. Lineage: Eukaryota; Fungi; Ascomycota; Eurotiomycetes; Eurotiales; Aspergillaceae. Gene Ontology annotation, molecular function: microtubule binding. Gene Ontology annotation, biological process: cytoplasmic microtubule organization.
CUCAAGCACCAUCCAUCCAUCCAUCCAUCCAUCAUACAUUCCAUUCCCUCUACCACCUACAUACUACAUCCUGACCCAUCCUCACUUCAAACACACCAAACACCCCUCACCUCCACCCCCAAAGAAAAGAAACCAUGGUCUGCGCCAAAUGUCAAAAAAAGCUCAAACAAACGGAGCUCGCCACACCGGGCGUAAAACGUAAAGCGGAGAUGUAUUACGGUUCACCCUCGACAUCUGGUGGUGGUAAGGCUACGUUGGGAAGUACGGGGGUUGGAAAGAGUAAAUUACUCAGUUCCAAGGCAAAGAAUCCCUACGCGGCGUAUUCUUCGUCUUGUGAGGUUUGUAAGACGAAGACGGAACAGGGGAGGAAGUAUUGUCAGCGGUGUGCGUAUCAGAAGAAUGCUUGUCCGAUGUGUGGAAAGGGGUUGACGGGGAGUGUGUCGAAGAAUCAACCCGUGGUUAAGGGGCAGAAGUUUAAUUUGAAGUGAUUCAGAGGUAUCGCGGUAGUACUAGUCUUAUGCUUGUGGGAUUGUUUGGUUGGCUUGGGUACGGUAGAUGGCGUUUGGGAUAUACUUAUGACGAGAAAGCUUUCAUUGCAAAUAAGAAGCGAAGAAACGGAAAGCUAGUUAUACAUGACCUACUAUGAUAUAUGCAAGACUCAG